AUGACUUGGCAACUGAGAAGAGUUGUUAUAAAAUGUUGUGUUUCUGAUGUGAGUAUCUUGCUUUCCGAUCUCAUCGAGAUACACGAUCCCUUAAUUCCUAUCACCGUCAAGAAACAUCUGACAAACAAAACCAGGCUUGCAUUCACUAUGAUCAAUAGGAUUGAAGGUGUUUUGGAGUUCUCAGUACUUUCGAAACAAGGGGGAGAACAUAUAAAAGGUCAAUUUGCGAAAGAACCCCAGAAAACUGUUGGAACUUCUGGUGAAACUGAAAAGCCAAAAACAAUGAACGAACCAAAGGGUAAUGAAGCUUUGGAUUUUAAAGGCAAAGGGAAGUUGAUUGAUGGCGGUGAUGAAGAAGAACCUGAGGAACAUGAUUUAAAACAAAAGAAAGGCUCGUGA
Lactuca saligna is the source of this 399-nucleotide messenger RNA. The record is from the annotation of a GenBank genome assembly. NCBI's taxonomy places the organism in Eukaryota, Viridiplantae, Streptophyta, Magnoliopsida, Asterales, Asteraceae.